Molecule: messenger RNA, 1140 nt
Organism: Haemonchus placei
Lineage: Eukaryota; Metazoa; Nematoda; Chromadorea; Rhabditida; Trichostrongylidae
Source: the annotation of a GenBank genome assembly
UUGUUUCCAGUGCUAUGUGGUCCAAACAGAACUCUGGCACAACAUCGAAGGCUCCUGGAAAACGACGAGUUCUCGAAUUUGGCCAGAGAACUACCGUUGGCUAGAGCUAUAACUGGGCAACACAUCGACAAAACGACGAUGAUUCGGUUGGCUCUUUCAUAUAUCAAGCUGCAUAAAGUGAUUCCCAGUGUGACUCCUAGCAUUUUUGAUUACGAUCACUACUGGGCAAGUAAUCUGCUUGAGGUGCGUCUUCGUCGAAUUAAUCAAACCUGGCUUCACAGUUCCUUUUCUAUUUUGCAGUUGAUGGAUUGCUUUUUGAUGGUUUUGGAUCCAGAAGGUGAUGUGCUUUACGUUAGCGAAACCAUCAGCAUCUACCUCGGACUGUCGCAGAAUAUCUGUUCUGAACUUCCCCGUUCCUCUAGUGGGGAAUGGUGCCACAUUGUAUUCCAGGUCGACAUGACCGGCAACUCAAUUGCUGAGUAUAUCCAUCCCGAAGAUUGGUCACAAUUUCAUUUGUGUCCAUGGAAAAUCGGGAACGACUUAUUGCCCUUGAAGGUGUUCUGCUCGUCUUGUAUGUGGUCGGAUAUGUGCAGUGUUCGGGUGAAAUCUUCUCUGACAAAACGAGCGAACAAGAAAGAUUCUCUGCGGGCGUCACCAGGUUUCAAAGUGAGUUUUCCUUUUUCUCUUACAGCAGCUAAGAGUUGGUUCCAUUUAUUGCCCUCUCAGAUGUUUUUAUGCCAGGAUUCAUGUGUUCAGGUGCUCCGAAUGGACAUGACCUUCUACGGAGGAUGCCGACUGAUAGUCUGCUCUCCUCUUCCCUCACCAAUUUUAUCUUCGGUUUCAAUCCGACCAACAUCCUUUGUCAUAACGACAGCAAUCGACCUCUCAAUCAUCUACGUGGAUAGCAGGUCGAACUUAGAUGUUGCCUAUCAAUUGAAUACUUGUCGUAGUACUAUAGCGGAAGAGAUUUUCGGGGAGCAUCAGAGAUGUACUGCAUCGGGUCUGAAGGGUGUCUCAUUUUAUUCGAUCGUUCACGUGGAAGAUGCUGAAAUUGUCCGCAGAAUGCACAUCGAAGAAUUCGAAGCGAAAAAUGUGAAAUUCCUUAUUGAUGCCGUCAAAUCCGUCUCGCAGAAGAAGUAA